GCAACCUCCAUGUCGCGAUUGGAGGUCCCCUUCAAAAUCGACGUUCCGGACGCGGCUCUUGAGGAACUUUCCAAGAAACUCGCUCUCGCGCGGCUUCCAGAUGAGUUGGACGAAGCUGGCUGGGAUUAUGGUGUCCCACUCGACGACAUCCGGCGUCUGCUAGUUAAAUGGCGGAACGACUACGACUGGCGGGUGCACGAGCGGCAGCUCAACGCCGAGCUCCCGCAGUUCACGAUGGACAUUGCGGUCGAGGGCCAUGGCUCGCUCAGCAUCCACUACGUCCACCAGAAAAGCGAGCGGGUGGAUGCGAUUCCGCUGUUGUUCGUUCACGGCUGGCCCGGCAACUUCCUCGAAGUCCGCAAAAUCCUGCCUCUGCUUGUCGCUGCAUCGCCAGAACAUCCCUCUUUUCAUGUGGUCGCGCUUGGUUUACCCGGUUAUGGCUUUUCCGAGGCACCCAGGAAGAAGGGCUUCCGUCUAGACCAGUACGCGGAGGUGGGGAACAAGCUCAUGCUGGCGCUCGGCUACGAUGAGUAUGUAACCCAAGGAGGCGACCUCGGCUUCCAAAUAACGCGGCGAAUCGCACGCAACUAUGGCCCCAAACACAGCAAGGCAUGGCAUACAAAUUUUCCAAUUGCCCAACAUCCAUCUCUCUUCGCAUCCCCGCUGUCGUACCUCCAGGCGCUGGCGACGCCCUACACCGACUUUGAGAAAGUAGGCCUCGCGCGCUCCCGUUGGUUCGAAAAGAGUGGGCGAGGCUACUUCUAUGAGCAUUCGACCAAACCACAAACCCUGGGAUACUCUCUUGCGGACUCGCCGGUCGGGCUGCUCGCCUGGCUUUACGAGAAGCUGGUUGCGUGGACGGACAACUACGCGUGGGAAGACGACGAAGGUACAUAUCACUCUUUCUUCCGGUCCACUUGGAUUGAUCCCCCUAGUUCUGACCUGGGUAUCCAGCUAUUAUUUCUCGCGCGGGGCCCUGCGGCAUCAAUACGCAUAUACUACGAGCUGGCCAACGGCGACAAGCGCUUCCCGCCCCGGUCAGAGGCGCCGACGAUUCCAUUCGGGACUUCGCAUUUCCCAAAGGAAGUCCUCAUCGCGCCCCGAAUAUGGACGCGCCUGUUGGGAAACCAUGUCUUCGAAUCCGAGCAUGCAAAUGGUGGGCAUUUUGCCGCUCACGAGGUACCUGAGCUGCUGGUGGCCGAUGUGAGAAAGAUGUUUGGCAAGGGCGGGCCCGCGUAUGGCGUCGUCCCUGGUAGAACUGGGUAUUGA
Messenger RNA from Mycena indigotica, 1269 nucleotides. RefSeq names its product EHN domain-containing protein. Gene Ontology annotation, biological process: epoxide metabolic process. Bases 10 to 1269 code for a protein of 419 amino acids. Gene Ontology annotation, molecular function: epoxide hydrolase activity. The transcript is spliced from 5 exons. The record is from RefSeq and is a predicted model, not a curated record. Lineage: Eukaryota; Fungi; Basidiomycota; Agaricomycetes; Agaricales; Mycenaceae.